UUAGACCUCCCUCUUACAUUCUCAUAAACAACAAAAAAGUGGUACACCUUGUUGCCCUAAAGAGAAGAGAAUUUGGGUUUCUUUUUGGUUUACUAAUAAAAAUAUUGCAGUAAUGGGGAGAGGGAAAGUGGAGUUGAAGAGGAUCGAGAACAAGAUAAACCGACAAGUAACUUUUGCCAAGAGGAGGAAUGGGUUGCUGAAAAAGGCUUACGAGCUCUCGAUUCUCUGCGAUGCCGAGGUUGCUCUCAUCAUCUUCUCCAAUCGUGGCAAGCUCUAUGAGUUUUGCAGCACUUCUAGCAUGGCUAAGAUACUUGAGAAGUACAACAGCUACACCUAUGGAGCAUUGGAACCUGGUCAAUCAGAAAUUGACUCUCAGAGCAAGUACCAGGAGUAUCUGAAGCUGAAAGCAAAGGUUGAGGCCCUUCAGCAUUUACAGAGACAUUGUCAUGGUGAGAAUUUAGGUGACUUGGGCACCAAGGAACUGGAGCAGAUUGAGCACCAGUUGGACUUCUCAUUGAGGAAAAUCAGGUCUAGAAAGAUGCAGACGAUGAUCGACCAACUUUCCGAACUGCAAACAAAGGAAGAAGCCCUACUGGAAACCAACCGAAACUUGAGAAGGAAGCUGGAGGGAAGUAGUUCAGUGUUUCCAUCGACGUGGGAAACCGGGGAGCAAAGCGUUCCAUACAACCAUCCGCAGCCAGUGCCGCCACCGCCGCAGUCGGAUGGAUUUUUCGAGCUGCAAAUGGGUUAUAAUCCUAGUACUAUAACAGAUGAGGAUACUGCUACAGGCUCUGCAGUUGCACCCAGUGGGUUCAUCCCUGGUUGGAUGCUUUGAUUGUUUGAGGUUUAAUUAAAUGGAUUCUAUAUUUUCUCACAUGAAGUGAUUAGAAAUCAAGAAACCGAGACUAGUUUCUGCA
Molecule: messenger RNA, 917 nt
Organism: Hibiscus syriacus
Lineage: Eukaryota; Viridiplantae; Streptophyta; Magnoliopsida; Malvales; Malvaceae
Product: MADS-box protein 04g005320-like
Exons: 8
Coding region: 113-835 (240 amino acids)
Biological process (GO): positive regulation of transcription by RNA polymerase II
Cellular component (GO): nucleus
Molecular function (GO): DNA-binding transcription factor activity, RNA polymerase II-specific; RNA polymerase II cis-regulatory region sequence-specific DNA binding; protein dimerization activity
Source: RefSeq, a predicted model, not a curated record